Molecule: messenger RNA, 1539 nt
Organism: Arachis stenosperma
Lineage: Eukaryota; Viridiplantae; Streptophyta; Magnoliopsida; Fabales; Fabaceae
Product: protein DETOXIFICATION 21-like
Exons: 9
Coding region: 28-1539 (503 amino acids)
Biological process (GO): xenobiotic detoxification by transmembrane export across the plasma membrane
Cellular component (GO): membrane
Molecular function (GO): xenobiotic transmembrane transporter activity; antiporter activity
Source: RefSeq, a predicted model, not a curated record
GAAGAAGAGGAGGAGGAAUUGACAUUAAUGAAGAAGACAUGGAAGGAGAGCAAGGCAAUGUGGGUUGUGGCAUUCCCAGCCAUAUUCACAAGAUUUUCAACGUUUGGGAUCAAUAUAAUUAGCCAAGCAUUUAUUGGUCAUGUUGGAUCAAAGGAACUAGCUGCCUUUGCACUUGUAUUCACUAUCGUCGUUAGGUUUGCCAAUGGCAUUCUGUUAGGAAUGGCGAGUGCACUGUCAACACUUUGUGGACAAGCAUACGGUGCAAAACAAUACAGCAGAAUGGGACUCUUUCUGCAAAAAUCAUGGAUACUUCUCUUUUUAACAGCACUCAUACUUGUUCCCAUCUUCAUCUUCACCACCCCAAUCUUGAUUCUCUUGCGCCAAGACCAAACCAUUGCGCGACUAGCCGGCACCAUUUCGCUCUGCUCAAUCCCCGUCGUGUUCGCCUUCAUUGUUUCCUUUACAACGCAGGCAUUCCUCCAAUCUCAGAGCAAGAACACCAUCAUUUCCUUCUUAGCCGUCUUCUCGCUCCUGUUUCAUACGCUACUGUCAUGGCUUUUGACGGUGAAGUUGAAGCUGGGGAUUCUGGGCGCAAUGAGUUCAACAUGUUUGGCGUAUUGGAUUCCCAACAUUGGUCAAGUUGUCUUCAUUACCUGUGGUUGGUGCCCCGAGACAUGGAAGGGAUUCUCUUUCUUGGCAUUCAGAGAUCUAUGGCCUGUUGCUAAGAUUUCUCUUUCUUCUGGUGCUAUGUUGUGUCUCGAGCUGUGGUACAACACAAUAUUAGUUCUUUUGACAGGUAGCGUGGAAAAUGCAGAGGUUGAAAUCGAUGCUUUAUCCAUAUGCCUCAAUAUCAAUGGAUGGGAAAUGAUGAUUUCUCUUGGAUUCAUGGCUGCAGCCAGUGUUCGAGUAUCAAAUGAGCUUGGAAGAGGGAGCUCGAAAGGUGCAAAAUUUUCCAUUGUGGUGACGGUGCUUACGUCAUUCACCAUUGGGUUCCUUCUGUUCAUAUUUUUCCUAUUCUUUCGGGAAAGACUUGCUUACAUAUUUACAUCAAAUGAAGAUGUGGCAGCUGCAGUUGGAGAUUUGUCACCUUUCUUGGCAAUCUCUAUAUUGCUAAACAGCGUUCAACCUGUACUCUCAGGAGUAGCGGUUGGAGCAGGUUGGCAAAGCAUUGUAGCAUAUGUAAAUAUUGGAUGUUACUACAUCAUUGGAAUUCCUACAGGAGUUUUACUUGCCCGCAUUAUCCAUUUGCAAGUUAAGGGGAUUUGGAUUGGAAUGUUGUUUGGGACGUUCGUUCAGACCAUAGUGCUAACUAUAUUCACUUACAAAACUGAUUGGGACGAGCAGGUACUCAAAGCACGUAAUCGUGUAAAUAGAUGGUCUACGUUGGACAAUGAUCAAGAAACAAUUACAUAUACAUUCGACAAUGGAGGGGCAGAUGUUGUGUCGGGUUAUGGAAUGAGGGGGUGCUAUACCGAAAUGUGGGACAGCUUUUGGCUCAGAUUUUGUAGUAAGAAAUCAGAGGGUCCGUUUUGCUUGUAG